This is a messenger RNA of Tachyglossus aculeatus (Australian echidna), 3937 nucleotides long. It is a transcript of the gene PHC2, whose product is annotated as polyhomeotic homolog 2. NCBI's taxonomy places the organism in Eukaryota, Metazoa, Chordata, Mammalia, Monotremata, Tachyglossidae. The coding region runs from base 23 to 2710 and encodes 895 amino acids. The transcript has 15 exons. The record is from RefSeq and is a predicted model, not a curated record. Gene Ontology annotation, cellular component: PRC1 complex; nucleus. Gene Ontology annotation, molecular function: protein binding; zinc ion binding.
GGAACAAAGAGAGAUAGAUGGGAUGGUCUCGCAGGCGGGGACACUGCUGCAGCCACCGACCCGCAUCCCACGAACUCGCCCACUGUCCCCCCCACCCUCUGAGCAUCCCAUCUUCGCCACUCCGCGGGCCAUGGAGAACGAGCUUCCGACGCCAACUACGUCUAGCAGUUCCAGCGUCGCCAGUGGUGCCGGCGGUGCCAGCGGUGCCAGUGGUGCCAGCGGUGCCAGCAGCAGCGGGGGCGGCCGUCCAGCUGGGCCGCAGAUCUCCGUCUAUAGCAGCAUCCCUGACAGGCAGGCGGUCCAGGUGAUCCAGCAGGCCCUGCACCGGCAGCCCAGCACCGCGGCGCAGUACCUGCAGCAGAUGUACGCGGCGCAGCAGCAGCAUCUCAUGCUGCACACCGCAGCCCUGCAGCAGCAGCAGCAGCAGCAGCAGCAGCAGCAGCAGCAGCAGCACCUGAGCAGCGCCCAGCUGCAGAGCCUGGCGGCCGUACAGCAGGCGAGUCUGGUGGCCAACAGACAGGCUGGUCCCUCGGGUAACACCGGCUCCACGCAGUCCCCAGCUCAGCCAUCCUCAAUAAACCUGGCCGCUUCACCCGCCGCAGCCCAGCUCAUCAACCGAGCUCAGAGUGUCGGUUCGGCUGCGGCCGCCGCUUCGGGCAUCGGCCAGCCGGCCGUCCUCCUGGGUAAUGCCGCCUCCUCCCCUGCCCUGACGGCCAGCCAGGCCCAGAUGUAUCUGCGGGCCCAGAUGCUCAUCUUUACGCCCACGGCCACCGUCGCCACCGUGCCGCCUGAGCUCUGCACUGGCUCCCCUGCCCGGCCCCCCACCCCCACCCAGGUCCAGAACGUGGCCCUCCGGACGCAGCAGACGGCAGCGGCGGCGGCCUCCUCGGGCCCUCCGCCCCCCCAGCCCACAAUGCCCAGCCUGACCCUGAAACCCCCUCCCGGCAGCGGCCAGCCUCUACCCACCCCCUCCCCGGGCAGGAGCGCGGCCCCGGGACCCCCGGCCAAGCCAGGCAUAGCUGACAGUGCAGCCGAGCAGCUCAAGAAAGGGGACGGCGGCAGCGGGGGUGUGCCAGGGGCCGCAGAGGGCCGGGGGCUCGCCCGGACGGGUCUCCCUGCGGCCACACACCCCCUCAUCGCACCGGCCUACGCUCAGCUCCUCCCGCAAGCUCCGCCGAAGCCGCUGCAGCCCCAGUUUGUGAUCCAACAACAGCAACAGCAACAACCACCACCAUCGCAGCAACAGCCCCUUCCUCGGUCCCAGUUCCAGCCUCAGCCCCAGCUCAGUCCUCCAGCUAACGCCGCUCCACCCGCCCUUCCGCUCCAGUGCCCGGCCGCCGGUCAGCACAAAUCCAGCGGCAUUCCUCAGGGCCAACCCCUCGCCGCAGAGGCCGGGCCUCCAAACGGGCACCCCGACGGCCCGUCCCCUGGCCCGCCGCGCAGGAUCCAGCAUAGCUCCGCCGUCAUCCUGCAGCUGCAACCCGCCUCGCCUAGGCCCCAGCCGUGUGCCCCGGAUGCCCAGAAGGAGGCUGUGCCCAGGGAGAAGAGCGCGCCUGAGACCCUGACCGCGCCUUCGCCCCUGCGGCCGGCCACCCCGUCUCCCACGCCCGCCAGCCCAUCCCAGGCCCGCAACUCCGACUGCAAGCGGCCCCAGGCUCACGAGCCAGGGCAGGGCGUUGUUCGUGAGCAGCACGACCUCCGCAGCCCCGGCAUGACCUCAGGGAACGGGAGCUCUGCCUCUAGCGUUGCUGGCACCGCCCCCCAGAAUGGUGAGACUAAGCCGCCCCACGCCAUUGUCAGACCCCAAAUCCUGACGCACGUUAUCGAGGGCUUUGUGAUCCAGGAGGGUGCGGAGCCUUUCCCGGUGGGCCGCUCCUCCCUGCUUGUGGGCAAUCUCAGGAAGCAGUAUGCCCAGGGGCUUCCAGCGGAGAAACUCCCCCAGCAGGACAACACUACCACCACUGACUCCGACAUGGAAGAGCCCUAUCUGCAAGACAAGGGGGUCUGUGUGCUUGUUGCAGAAUCCAAAGAGGAGGGGGCUCCCCUGAAGCUCAAGUGUGAGCUAUGUGGCCGGGUAGACUUUGCCUAUAAGUUCAAGCGAUCCAAGCGCUUCUGCUCCAUGGCCUGUGCCAAGAGGUACAAUGUAGGCUGCACCAAACGGGUGGGGCUCUUUCACUCGGACCGGAGCAAGCUGCAGAAGCCGGGGGGCCCGCCCCACAACCGCCGGCGGACCAGCAAGGGGGGCCUGCAGACCCUCACCAAGGAGGCCAAGAAACAGCCCCCCGGGGCCGUGCCCCUCUCGGUGACGGCAGCCCUGCAGCUCACCCACAGCCAGGAGGACUCGAGCCGCUGCUCAGACAACUCCAGCUACGAGGAGCCGCUGUCACCCAUCUCUGCCAGCUCCUCCACCUCCCGCCGCCGCCAGGCCCAGAGGGACCUGGAGCUCCCAGACAUGCACAUGCGGGACCUGGUGGGCGUCGGGCACCACUUCCUGCCCAGCGAGCCCACCAAGUGGAACGUGGAGGACGUGUACGAGUUCAUCCGCUCCCUGCCGGGCUGCCAGGAGAUCGCGGAGGAGUUCCGGGCCCAGGAGAUUGAUGGGCAGGCACUGUUGCUGCUCAAGGAGGACCAUUUGAUGAGCGCCAUGAACAUCAAACUGGGCCCUGCCCUCAAGAUCUACGCCCGCAUCAGCAUGCUGAAGGACUCCUAGGCCUCACCCCUCCCUGUGCUCCCCCCCCCCACGAGUGAGGAGAGAAGAGAGCCAAAGCGGGGGGCCAGAGCAUUGCCAGCAGGCCCCCCAUCCUUUCUCUCUCUCUCCUCUCUCUCUCUCUCUCUCUCUCUCUCUCUUUCUCUCUCUCUCUCUUUUUCUGUUUCUCUCUCUCUCUCACACACACACACCCCUCCCACCCCCGCAAGGGCCUUCCCUUCUGCCAUGGAAGAGAAGGCUGAGGGUGCAGAAGCUGGGUGCUCUGUGGUUGUAAAUAUUUGUAGCCUCAGCUUCUUCCUCCUGCUCCAGGGGCGAUGAUCUCCUUAACGCUCCCGAGCCUGUGUGAGCAGGGCCCUGAAGCCAGGUCAGAUGGUCCCUCACGUGCCCUGCCCUUCCUCCCUUGCCCUCCCCCUCUUCCUCCCUCCCUCCCCAGGCUCGGGAGCUCUUCUUCUUCUGCUACUUCCCUCUCCCUUGGGCCUACUGUCACCAUAGCAACCGGGGUCCCGCCCUCUGUCCCCCAACUUGGUAGAGAGAAAGGAGCUGGGCUGACCCGCCGUGCCCACCAGCAGGGCCGCCUUAAUGCUGUGUGUGUGUGUUUGUGUGUGUGUGAGUGAGUGAGAGAGAGAGAGAGAGAUGCACACACAUACUGCGGGGUGUGCAGGUUACUUGCGGGCCAAGCUGAGCUGUAGGUGAGAAGUGGGCAGGAGCGGCGGCCCCAGCCCGAGGAGGAGGAUAAAUUCGGAUUUUUUUUUUUUUCCCGGGCUUGUCAAACUUCUCUGAGCCCUUGGAAACCAGUACCUCGCACUGUGAAUUGCCUCGUAGGCCGUGCAGUCCCACAGACAGCAUUAAGGAGUCACAACAGGAGCAGGCUUGGAGGAGGGGAAGAAGCGAGGCCCAAGUAAGUCCCCAGUCUCUCCCUCUUUCCGGCACAGUGUGGCCAGAGGCCGUAUCCCAACUGGCUCAGAAAGGGCAGCCCCGGGUAACGCCCUGCUCUGCCCUCUCCUUCCCUUCCCCGUCCUCUCCCAGACUUUUUGCGACAGAUAGUGAAGCUCAGUGAGGCAGUAAGAGGGCUAGCCUUUGCCUUGCCCUGUUGGAGGCUGCUGGGAGGAUGGCCCUCGGGACUAGCAGGCCAAGAUGGGGCUUUCCUCGGGGCUGGGCCUCAAGCGGGGUAGGAAAUGAAGGACUUUUUAAACCUUUUGUGGUUUUUUAAAAUAAAUUGGUAAAAGCUGC